Phymastichus coffea is the source of this 2784-nucleotide messenger RNA. RefSeq names its product ATP-dependent RNA helicase DHX33 (gene ath). Gene Ontology annotation, molecular function: ATP binding; RNA binding. Gene Ontology annotation, biological process: positive regulation of transcription by RNA polymerase I. NCBI's taxonomy places the organism in Eukaryota, Metazoa, Arthropoda, Insecta, Hymenoptera, Eulophidae. Gene Ontology annotation, cellular component: nucleolus; intracellular anatomical structure. The transcript has 7 exons. The record is from RefSeq and is a predicted model, not a curated record. The coding region runs from base 357 to 2477 and encodes 706 amino acids.
CAGUGGCAGAGGCGUGGGAAACUAGAAUCUGAGAUGUGAGGCAGUGAGACGCGAUGUCGACACUCGACAGAGAGCGCGUGCGCGGUAGUAGCAUGGAAGGGUAACAGCUGAUCAGACACGAGCGAACAACAUAGUGAGACGACAGGACAGACUUGUGCGCGACACGUGCACGCCGAGUGAUCGAGAUCCGCGCGACGGAGCGCGAAUCGAGAAUCAAGAGCUGUGUACGUUUCACUGCUGAUCGCUGACUGGGAGCAGCACUUGGAUGCAACUCAGCGAUCGAAUCGUCCGGUACAACAGCGUGGAGGUGUCCGCCAGAGCUGCAGGCAUAGUCCAGCCAAGCACACGUCGCUAAAAUGGGCGUACACGACAACCUGGACUCGAAGUACAGCGCGCUCAGCCGAGCGAAUCCGAGCUUCCCCAAGUUCGGCGGGGGCAAGAGGCCGAGCAAGGACGCGCCGAGCGAAGCGCCCAGUAGCAACAAGAUCGCCAAGCGCGGCCAACAAAAGCCAAUCGCACAGCGAGCGAGCAUCGACAAUGGCGUCGCGCAGGCCGCCGACGGGACGAGCAACAGCCUGCAGCAGCAAAGAAAGUCGCUGCCCGUUUACCGACUUCGGAAGAGGCUGCUGGAGGAGAUCCGCAAGAACAGCACGCUGAUCAUCGUCGGCGAGACCGGCAGCGGCAAGACCACGCAGAUCCCGCAGCUGCUGCUGUCGUCGGGAUUGGCGGGUACGACCGGGCGCAUCGGCAUCACGGAGCCCCGCCGGGUGGCGGCCGUCAGCGUGGCGCGCCGCGUAGCCGAGGAGCAGCGCUGCGCGCCGGGCCGACUGGUGGGCUACUGCGUGCGCUUCGAGGACGUUACGAGCGCGCAAACCCGCAUCAAGUACCUGACCGACGGUAUGAUGGUGCGCGAGGCCAUGACCGACGAGGCGCUCUCCGACUACUCGGUGGUCAUCCUGGACGAGGCGCACGAGCGCUCGGUGCAGACGGACGUGCUGUUCGGCGUGGCCCGCCGCGCGCAGAAGCUGCGCAACCACAAGGGCCUACCGCCGCUCAAGCUGCUCGUUAUGUCCGCGACCAUGGAGGUGGACCGCUUCAGCAGGUACUUCCAGGCGCCGGCCAUCUACCUGGAGGGCCGCCAGCACCCGGUGCAAGUCUUCCACGCGAAGAAGCCGCAGGACGACUACGCCUUCUCUGCGCUGGUCACCGCCUUCCGCAUACACCGCGAGGCCCCGCCCAACCACGACAUCCUCGUGUUCCUGACCGGCCAGGAAGAGAUCGAGGCGGCAGCCGCGGCAGCCAGGCAGACGGCCAAGCUGAUCGACGGCAAGGGCUACCCGCCGCUCAGGGUGUUCCCUCUGUACUCGGCACUGCCCACCCACCAGCAGCUCGAGGCCUUCAAGCCCUCGGCACCGGGCGCGCGCAAGCUCGUGCUGGCGACCAACGUCGCGGAAACGUCGGUCACCAUCGGAGGGAUCCGCUACGUGAUCGACACCGGCGUCGUGAAGCAGAGAACUCAUCAUCCGACUACCGGCAUGGACAUCUUGAGGGUGGACAAGGCGUCGAAGGCGCAGGCAUGGCAGAGAAUGGGACGAGCGGGCCGAGAGGCGCCGGGCAAGUGUUACCGGACCCUCACCCGCGAGCAAUUCGACCAGCUGAACGAGAUGCCGGUUCCCGAGAUCCAGAGGUGCUCCCUCGCCGGAGUCGCGUUGCAGCUGCUGGCCAUAGGCAUCGACAUUACGACCUUCGACUUUAUGGACAAGCCGCCGGCGGAUUCCAUCGACACCGCGGUGACGUGCUUGGAAAAGCUGGGCGCUGUCAAAGGCACGCCACCGCAUCUGACUACGCUGGGCAGGACGAUGUCCUUAUUCCCGCUCGACCCACGCUUCACCAAAGUAAUCCUGGCCUCGGUGGAAUACAACUGCCUCGAGGAAGCCCUGACCGUGGUCGCUCUCUUAUCGGGAGAAAAUAUAUUUCUCGACCCGCCGGCUAAGCGUCAACAAGUUCUGACAGCCAGAUCAAGAUUUGCAUCCGAAGAGGGGGACCAUGUGACUCUGUUAAACGUCUACAAAGGCUUCGUCAAUGUUACUCAAAAGAAGGUCUGGUGUCACGAGAAUUUCUUACACCAUCGGAAUCUAGAGUACGCAGUAAACGUUAGAAAGCAAUUAGCUUCGCUCACCGAGAGAGCCAAAUUGGAGCGAAAUAGUUGUGGCAACGACACCGAGAGUCUCAGGAAAGCUCUGUUCGAAGGUUUGAGUGAAAACUUGGCCGAGUUACAGAGGGAUCAAAACUAUGUUGCGGUCACUUCGAGACAGCCCGUGGCUAUCCAUCCAUCGUCAGUCCUCCAUGGUACGAAGCCUCAACUCGUGUUAUUUACUGAAGUAGUACUCACAGGUAGGUGUUACAUUCGAGGGCUUUCCGUCAUCGACACCACCUGGCUGAAGGAAAAAUCUACUUCGUCCGGAAAAAACGACUGAAAGUUUAGUGCGAGUGAAAUUUCAUGUGCCAGUCCAAUCACAGCUCGACUCGUUUUUUUAUUGUCAAGCAUUGAAAGUUGACGAUAUAAAGAGUAAAAGAAAGGGAAAUAGCAUCAAAUAGAUAAGAUCGAUGAGAGCGUGCAGAGAUUAUUGGGAAAAAGAAAGUGAAUUGAAAACUACAAUUCCUUGCAGACCAUCAAACAAAGUACAAAAUAAUUAGUUAGCGUCAUUUGUGACGAAUUUUUGAAAUUUUGUUAAUGAUGUACAACAUUUUGAUAUAUAUGGUCGUUUUAAUAAAAUGUUAUAA